AUGGGCAUUCGACCAAGUCAUGCCGAACACAAUCCAUUGAGACAAGUCGACUCCGAGCCGCAUCACCAUUAUCCCAGGCACUCGCUUAGAUUCGGCAUGUGGCAGAAGAUCCAGCAUUUCUUUGCCAAAGAUGACGCCACUCAAAGCCCGAUCGAGUGCUCCGACGACGAGCAGUGGCCUCAGACCUGGGCCGAUAGACAGAAUUCUCCCAAACACGAUCCCUUAACCAGGCCGCUCGCCGUUGGUCUCCCUCGGCAGGCGACAUUCCGACGUCAGAAUUCAGAGAGGCGAGAUCGAUUGUUCCCCAUUCAGCCUUGUCAUGCUGAGAGGAGGGCCGUCUCCUCUACCAGGCACGCCUCUAUAAGCUUGCCCAGACGACGAGCGACCUCUUCACCACCCGAAUGGGAUUCGGCUCGGAUCUCUGCACCCGCAGUGACUGGAGCCCACACGGCGGAUGCCGCCACGGGCCAUUCUCCCAUCGAAACCUUUCCACUAUCCCCGGAUUCGACGUACCCCGAUCCGACCGAGGACCUCUGGUCUCAGGACGACGACCGACCUCCUCGACCCCCUUCGAGAACUUCUUCUGAUGACUCGCACUAUCCCCAAAUGCCUAUAGCCGACGACAAGGCAGAAUUGAGGGACGAACUCGACCACCGAUGGAUCCUCAACCUCAGCAUGCAUUUCCGGGACAAGUCAGACCGUGAAAAGUUCUUCGUCACCUAUGCGCAGACUCCGAACUUUUGGCGGCGUGUGACGAUUUCAUGUGACUAUCGCAAUGCUGAGCCCGGUUCUCUGGAGAUGGACCUCAAGGAACUCCAGUUCCAGCGGGAUAAGAGCAUGCAAAUAUAUGAGUCCAUCCGUGAUUCACUGCCUGAGAUCCAGUUCUACGAUACUGUUACUAACCUCAAGUUGGAAACUACUGAUGGUCGUCUCCAUGUCCAUGUGACUGAGGAUGUCAACGAGAUCAUUCCAUAUCCCCCUAAAACUACUCUUUCCCAUAUACUCAACGAUGAAGCCUUCCGACCUAUGCAAAUCCGAGAAAGUGAGCUAACCUUCGACUCGCACCUUUCCGGCUUUGUUUACAAGGUUAUACACAAGGGUACCGUCUACAUCAAGAAAGAAAUUCCUGGUCCAGACACAGUGGACGAAUUUUUGUAUGAAAUCAAUGCCCUGCAUGCUCUGCAUGAUUCCGAUCAUGUCAUCAAGCUCGAAGCUAUCAUCCUUGAUGACUCAGAAACCGUUGUCAAAGGGCUUUUGAUCGGCUUUGCGGAAAGGGGCGCUAUUGUGGAUCUCCUUUACGACCACAGAGGCGCAAUCGCUUGGGAGGAUCGUUGCAGGUGGGCGGAGCAGGCGGUUCGUGGCCUUAAGGAAAUACAUCAAGAGGGCUACGUUCAGGGCGAUUUUACACUUUCUAACAUUGUUGUCGACGGCGAUGGAAACGCUAAGAUCAUCGAUAUCAACCGGCGAGGCUGUCCUGUGGGAUGGGAGCCCCCGGAGAUUGCCACCAAGAUUGCCAGCAACCAGCGGAUUUCCAUGUAUAUCGGCGAAAAAUCAGACAUUUAUCAGCUCGGGAUGACUUUGUGGGCAUUGGCAAUGGAUGACGAUGAACCAGAACGACAUGUGCCACCUUUGAGUAUUGAAGAAUUCCCUUCGGACGUCCCCGACUGGUAUCAAGAUAUUGUUCGGAUCUGCUUGUCCUCUCGUCCAAGAGAUCGAUUAUCCGCCAAAGAACUCGUCGAAUUGUUUCCCUCGAGAAUCUCCAACUCAUCUGAACAGAUCCCGCCACAUCAAAGGCCAGCCCUGAAACUGCGUACAAUGAAGAAAUAUAUUGACCCAGCGGAUGCGGUCGAGCGAGACGAUAUUCUACGGCUGAGCUCAAAUAUACAAGAGCACGAGGCGCCUCCAUAUUCGCCGGAGAGCUCAAGAGAUGACUAUACAUUCACGUAUCCGAAGUCGUCUAACUAUGAGUUCGAGAGUGUAACCUCGGGCUAUGACCGACCCAGAGGCAGAAGACCACCUACUAAUUAUGCGCAUCUUGGUAAGAAUGAGACACACCAUUGGGAAUCUGAGGAUGAAGGCCCCACUCCAACUGAGAACUUGGAACCGAAUAUUGUGGCUAUAACUCCGGGAAUGGACCGAGAAUUUGAUGAGCUCGAAUUGGACGGUCACCCUUAUCUGGUUUCCCGCCGCACCUUCAAUGACGAAGAACUGAAGAUCUUGGAGGGCCCUUCACGAGCGGAGAGUAGCUCUCCAGACCGAGAGCCCCAACCUGAGAAUCGCGCGACUGAAGCGACCAGCUUUGCUGACAUCUUCCACCCACUUCCAAUCCGACGCCCUUCGCUUCUGGCUGCAACCUCUGCCACUUCUGAAAGCACGCCUCGGAAUAGUCAGGAUAUUCUCGCAACUCUAAACCAGUGCCGGACUGGACAUUCCGAAUGCCAGGAAAGUUCGACCGAGAAGGCUGACAGCGGAUCUAAGAGGUUAACGAUCAAUGCCGAGAACAUGGGAGAUGCAGCUGAGGAACACCUUAAGAGUCUGGCUCGAAGAUCGUGUGAAAUGACGCAGAUUCUCGAGGAUGAGAACGAAUAUCCAGCAAACCUAAUGCGGUACCGGCAGCAUCUCACUCAGAACCGUGGGAUUUUCCCUGAAGAUAUGGAAAAUCCAAUGCACAUCAUGGAAAAUUCGGCUCUUACUAUAGAGCACUUGACGGAGGAUUCGAGCGAAUCGACAGACCACUUGGAUCACUCUACGAAGCCCUUGGAGACCUCGACGAAUGGUUCGGACAACAUAGUGGACGCGAGCAAAAAUAUUUCGAAGCUACCUGGACAACUUGAAAGCGCCUUCGAAAUCCCAAAUAUCGAAACCAAGAAUACACAGCAGAUGCCCGGAAUGGUGGAAAGCAGCCCUCAGGAUCUGGACUGCCUUACAGAUUCACUGCAGAUGACGCUCGAGGAAGUGGGAAAGACACCCGAAGACUCGGAGGAUACUAUCCAAAGGCUAUCGGAAGAGGUGGAUUGCCUCGGUCUGAGCAGUAACCACUUGACUCCUCACAAAGAUCAUCUCGUCACAGUGGAGGAGGAUCCGGACUCCAUGACACCUAUUCGCGGGGACACUAUGCCUCAACAACCAAUAGACCAAUCUUCCGAAAAGGCCACGGGCAAACCUCCUAGCCUUCCUUUCAUGGACAGUGGCUAUGAUGAAUCGCUCGCGGUGCUUGCUGACGAUUCGGGCCUUUCUCCUAUACCACCUGCCCCUCAGGACGAUCAUUUGUCACAGACACCAGACAAAAUACCCGAGCCAGAGGACAAAUACCCUGCCGCUGACCACCCUCCGCUUGGCGAAGAGACCCCACGCGUCUGUGAACAACAAAAAGCUGCUCUAUUAUUCGCAUGGUUCGGGAACGACGCUUGUAAUCUGGGAGAACCCGGCGUCCCUGUUUCGUUGAGAGAUGCGGCAGUGAAAGACCUAAAAACUGCUACACCGCAACAGAACGAGCCGCUUGUCAAGGCCAAGUCGGACGACCUGACACAAACAGGGGUAUCGAAGGAAUAA
Molecule: messenger RNA, 3552 nt
Organism: Fonsecaea erecta
Lineage: Eukaryota; Fungi; Ascomycota; Eurotiomycetes; Chaetothyriales; Herpotrichiellaceae
Exons: 1
Coding region: 1-3552 (1183 amino acids)
Biological process (GO): protein phosphorylation
Molecular function (GO): ATP binding; protein kinase activity
Source: RefSeq, a predicted model, not a curated record